AUGAUUCAAGAUUGCGGCGAUGGUCAUUUGUUACCAAGCUGUUGUAUUUACUGGGUGCCUAUUAGGCUUCGUCAUCUUAAACCAGAGUCUUAUACGCCAAAAGUUGUUUUGAUUGGCCCCUUUCAAUAUGGUAAUGAAAGGUUGCAAGGCAUGGAAAGGCAUAAACAAAUAUUGUUCAAAGGAUUUAGUCAAAGAGCUAUCUCAAGCUUGGAUGAUUUGGUUCAUCUUGCUAAACAUUUAGAGCCAAAAGUCCGUGCUUCAUAUUCAGAAAGCAUAAACUUUACUGAGCAAGAACUUGUGAAACUGACAUUAAUGGAUGCCGGCUUUAUCAUUGAACUCUUCAUUAUGUCCUAUGAGAUGGAUGAGUUGCACAACGAUGCUAAAUUGUCACUGAAAUGGUUACUGGGUUCUAUACUUCAUGAUUUGCUUUUAUUUCAGAAUCAACUUCCAUUCUUUGUUAUUGAAGAGUUGUUCAAUAAAUCUUUCCCUCUAACCGUCGUAGUUGUUUGCCCCGCAAGCAUAAAGUUGAAGGCUAACAAGAGCAAAUGCUUAUUGGCCUUGAAAUUUUCAAGACAAGUUCUUAAAAUUCCCCAAACUUCGGUGGAUGAUGAAACUGAGCUCUUGUUUCAUAAUAUGAUAGCAUUAGAACAAUGUCAUUAUCCUUAUAAGUCUUACAUUACUAACUAUGCUAUUAUAUUAGAUCGUCUAAUAGACACAUAUAAAGAUGCAGAUCUUCUCAUUCGCAACAAAAUCAUCAACAACCAUUUAGGUCAUUCCAAUAAAGUUGCUUUAUUAUUUAAUGGACUUUGGGAAUGUCACUCAAUUGAAUUUCAAUUGUGAAUACCUUGAUAUGUGCCAAAGGUUGAGUGGGUAUUGUGAAGAUCGUUGG
Messenger RNA from Neltuma alba, 889 nucleotides. RefSeq names its product UPF0481 protein At3g47200-like. The record is from RefSeq and is a predicted model, not a curated record. Lineage: Eukaryota; Viridiplantae; Streptophyta; Magnoliopsida; Fabales; Fabaceae. The coding region runs from base 1 to 840 and encodes 279 amino acids. The transcript has 2 exons.